Nematolebias whitei (Rio pearlfish) is the source of this 756-nucleotide messenger RNA. RefSeq names its product perilipin 6 (gene plin6). Bases 1 to 756 code for a protein of 251 amino acids. Lineage: Eukaryota; Metazoa; Chordata; Actinopteri; Cyprinodontiformes; Rivulidae. The transcript has 4 exons. The record is from RefSeq and is a predicted model, not a curated record.
AUGGUGGUGGAGGCUGAUGACCUGCUCUACACCUCCUGUGGACAGCUGGGGGCAGAGACCAGCUCCUCGGGACAGAACCAGGUCGGUCUGAGGCGCAUCCUGGAGCUGACAGGUGAGCUGCUGCAGUACCUGCACAACCUGGUGGUGGCGCUGUUGAGCGGAGCAGAGAGUUUCAGGCGGGCCGCCCUGCGGGGGAUUGGUAACCGGGCAGUCGCGUUGGCCGAGCUGACUCCGGUUCAACAGGUCCGAGAGCUGCCAGCCCAGAUUCAGCAGGUGCUCCGGGACCUGCAGGAGCUGUCCAAGGUCCUUCUGCAACUGGUGAUCAACACCACGCCGCUCUACGACAUGCUGGAGCAGCCAUCUCCUCAGCAGCUGGAGGACUUCCUGAACCAGGAGGACCUGGCGUCGGACAGCUCGUCCCGCCGUAGCUCCGCUAAUAGUCUCUUCUCGAAGGCAAUGGAUGGACGUCCUCGCCGCCGUCGUAGUCUCUACUCUCGUGCCCGUCGGGGCUCUGGAGGUCCUCUGAGCCCGGAGUCCCCCAACAAACGUCGUUCCAGCAUGAAGGAUUCAUCCAGCCCUGAGGUAGACAGCCAGACCCCCCCUUCUGAAGACAAGGCUCUCCGACGUCCAUCCGCCACGGAGCUGCUGCUCAUGCCGCUCCAACAAUUCAUCUCCCAGAGCCAGAAGGCUUUCGAGUACCUGAGCCCCAACGCUGCAGACAACGCCGCCAUCACCCUAAAUACAGACGACUCCUAA